Malassezia restricta is the source of this 1173-nucleotide messenger RNA. Its product is annotated as SRP40, C-terminal domain protein. The transcript has a single exon. The record is from RefSeq and is a predicted model, not a curated record. NCBI's taxonomy places the organism in Eukaryota, Fungi, Basidiomycota, Malasseziomycetes, Malasseziales, Malasseziaceae. The coding region runs from base 1 to 1173 and encodes 390 amino acids.
AUGAACCUGUUUACGACGGUCCUCCUUGCGCUGUCCGUGGCAUCGCUGGGCACAGCGGUGCCGUUGGACAACUACGGAGCAUUCGCCUCGAGUUUGUCGGCUGGUCCGACGAACGUGGUGGAUAGUCAUGGUGGCGGUGUCGGCAACAUGCCCAACCUUCAGUUCUCGCGCAUGAAGCAGCAUGGCGACGGCCAGAACCCGAUCUUUGUGGACGGUGAGCCCGUUCGCCUGGCUGGCCACGCUGCGCCGAAGAGCUCGAGUACGUCGAAGGAAAGUGGCGUCAAGACUGUGUACCACAAUAACCAGUUGGGUGUGAGUGUGCCGACCCUUGAGGAAUUCAACAGCCGUGGCAAGGCGCAGGCCGUCUCGUUGCUGAAGAAGCAGACGCGAGGCAAAAGCAGUAUUUCGCCGCAGCAAAAGUCGGUGAUUCAGCAGCGUUUGAAUGCGCUCACGUCGUCUGAUGGGGCUAGUGUGCCCUCUGCGUAUGCGCACCAUGCUCACACGCCGGUGCAUCACAAGUCGGCUCAGCACAAGAAGGGACCCAAGCGUCUCCAUGUGUCAAAGAAUGGCAAGUCGGCGUCGAAGCGCUCGAGUUCUGCUGGCGUCGCGCGGCCGUCGUCCGUAUCGCUGAACAAGGAGCAGUUGCGCCUGCUCCAGUCGGCGUCCAAGAUGGUCGAGUCGAUGGCGAAGCGUCACGAUGGCCACGUCUUUGAGGCCAUCGAGUCGGUCUCUGACGACGGCUCGUCAAAGACGUCGUCGGCGUCGAGUUCAGACGCCCCGGUGUCGACCAAGUCGAAGAGCUCGACAUCUAGCAAGAAGAGCUCGACAUCUAGCAAGAAGAGCUCGACGUCUAGCAAGAAGAACUCGACGUCUAGCAAGAAGAGCUCGACGUCCAGCGACGCAAAGAGCACGACGACGUCUAGCAAGAAGAGCGCGGUGACGUCCGCCAAGGGCAAGAUGCGCAAGUGCCGUCCGCGCAAGAAGUUCACGUCGAAUGCGUCGGUCAAGACGGUCACGCUCUCGCCGAGCUCGACGUCCUCGUCGUCAAAGGGCCAUGGUGUGACGGUGUCGCAGGGCAGUUCCGAGUCGCUUCGCUACGGCAAGACGAUCUCGCUCGGCGAUGACCGAUCGGUAGAUGAUGGAUCGGAUGUGAUUCAGAAACUCUUGCUGUAG